Molecule: messenger RNA, 2185 nt
Organism: Klebsormidium nitens
Lineage: Eukaryota; Viridiplantae; Streptophyta; Klebsormidiophyceae; Klebsormidiales; Klebsormidiaceae
Source: the annotation of a GenBank genome assembly
CCCGCGACUUCGACUCGGCCUCAGUCUAGUUUGCAAGCAACCAACCGCCUGCCUGCCUGGCACCUGCGCGAAAGGAGGAGCAGCAAUGCAGUACUAGUAGGCACCAGCACGGUGGCAGGGGCAGAUUAGUUGUGAGGCGCUUGCUUCAAUUGGCGCCAUCGACAUUUGAGCUAGAGGCCAAGACAAUAUGGCUGAGGCUACUGUAGCUGCGGAUGCGCCCAGCACUGCCCCCGACGCUGCGCCAGAGGGGGAUCACAAGGUGGCGAGCAAGGGGGAGCGGACGGAGCGUGUGAAGCGCCUGGACAGACCGAAUCGUGCAGCUUUGGAGGAGGAAGUUGCGAAGCUGAACCAGACCGUUGACCAGCAUCAGGCCAGAAUUCAGGAGAUCAAGGUUCUGAUUGACAACAAGAAGGCGGGGAGGCAAGGUGUGUCUGGGGAGGUUGCAGAAGCUCGAAACAAGCUCAAUGAGCUUGUGAAUCAUUACAAGGCACUGAUUGAGGAGAAGAACUCCAUCAAGGAGGAGUUAAAGUACAUCGACCAAGCUAGGGAGAAGGCCCGGGAGGAGGCCAAAAGCUUGAAGUCCAAACUGCCUUAUGUCAGGGUUGAACAGAUUGAUGAGGAGGUCAAGAAGCUGGAGUACAAGAUGCACCACACGUCGCUGACCAUGGCCGAGGAGAAGCGGACCAUCAGCCAGAUCAACGAGCUGACCAAGUCACGCGAGUUUGUCAAAGUGUACAACGAGCGGAUGGACAAGCUGUCGGGGGAGGAGUCGAGCAGGGGCGAGGUGCUGGAGCGCAUUCGCCAGAAAGACGCGCAGAUCAACGCGAUCAAGGCGCAAGAGUCAGAGCAGAGGAGGCUGCUCAACUCCAUCCGGGACAAGGAGCAGUCACACACAGCUGAUAUUCCGGGCCUGCAUCAGGAACGGAGUGAGCUGUACGACAAGAUCAGUGAGCUGAAGAAGCAGGGUUACGAGUUGAGACAACAGUUCAGGGCCAAGGAGCAGGAAUGGUACGAGCGGGAGCAGGAGUGGCGCAAGCAGGAAGGGGAGCGGCGGAAGGCGCAGCGCGCGGUGUGGGACGCGGAGCGCAAGGUCAAGGAGGAGGCGUGGAAGGCGCGGCAGGCCGAGAACUUCGUGGAACCGUACACUGACGAGAUCAUCAAGUGCGAUCAGCUGACCGCCAUGCUGCAAAAGUAUGCGCCUGCGCAGGCGGCCGCUGCCGCGGCCCCCAAGACCGAGAUCAAGAUGCCGGAGGGCGUCAGCAUCUUGAAGAAGGAUCGGGAUGCAGGGAUGGACGGCUGGUUCGGAGGGCUUGGGGGGGGGUCCAAGAAGGGCAAGAACAAGGGGGGGGGCGCAAAGGACAAGAGCACGGAGAAGCUGUCGCUGUCGCUCGACGCGCUGGCGUCACUGCAGAGCGUCUCGGUGGCAGCGCCGCUGACGGUGGGCGAUGUGAUGGGAGCGAUUGAGAAGGUGAAGGAGAAGAAGGUGCACUAUCAGGAGCUGCAGAAGGAGGAGCGGGUGAAGAGGGAGGCCAAGGCUGCGGCGGAGAAGGAGGGGGUGGUGGAGAAGGAGGAGACGGAAGGAAAGGCGGAAGGGGACAAAGAGGAGGAUGAAAAGGAGACGAAGGAAGAGGACGAGGCAGAUGCAAAUGACGCCGAAGAAGAGACAGAUGCCGCCAGCAAAGGGGAGACUAAAGCGCCUGAGGCCAAGAAGGUCGAGGCAAAUGGGGUUGCGAAGGUAGAGAAAAAGGAGGAUGCGGCAGAGGAGGCGGCGGAGGAGGCCGAGGAGGCCGAGGAGGCCAAGGAGUAAACGAGCUUUGCGCCGCUUGAUGGAAUGCGGGUCCGUUUGCAGACCUGCAAGAGUCUCGUUCUCGUUCGAAAGGGGUGUUGCCCUUUUAAAGUCACGGGUAGACUACCGUACACAGUUCUCUUUAGAAGGCAAGCUUCAAUCAGCGGGUGAAUUACGCCCACUUUGGCGCCUACAGCUUCCCAUCUUUACUCAUUCCAAUUUAGUACCGCGUUCGCAGAAAGUUUCUCUGCAAGUGUCAUGAGGCACUGGUCCUGAUUUUGAGCGACCUAGAUACUACUUUCUGGCUGGACGGCCCGCCCGCCCCCCGCGCCCGCCUGCCUGCUUUCAGUUAUGCAAUCCAAUCCGGCCAUCUGAAUGAUUGCCAUUUCAACUCAUGAA